GCGUUGACCGCAUCACAUAGCCAACUCGACCGGUCCGAACGUGCUACGAUAAACACGCGGUCGGUUACCGUGGUAACGGUCUCCGUUGCUGAUUUCUCGCGUUGCAGGUAAAUGUGACGUUGACGUGUGUGUGACAGCGGCGAACUCACAGCGGCUGUGUUUUGUUUGUGUUUAUUACCAUGGAUACGUGAACGUUGGGAUCAGCUGAGGACGGGAUAUAUAAGGAUUUAUGAUGGACGAGGUGCCACCCUCGACCUCAACAAAUAUUCUGAACACGACGGAUCAAGGAGGUGGCGAAUUAUGGAACGAUAUCCUAGAUGACGACUCACCUCUUCCCCUCGAUGCAAGCGAGGGGGGAUUUUUCUCAGGAAACUUUGUGCCACCACCACCUAGACCUCUUUUUUUAGACGACUCUGCCACUCCAGAUGGUCUUACUACCUGUGAUUUAUGCACGUGGUCGUUUCAACAUCAAGGGAGAGGAUAUAGUGUAGAUACAUCUAGAGAAACUCCAGAACUUGGUUGGGUCCUAACAUUAGUGAUAGUAUCUUUGAUAUCAGCUUUAAUAGGAGCUAUAGUAAUGAUAAUAGUUCUGCAUUGUAAGCGGUUAAAAACAACUGCAGUAGAUGAAUCAGAACGAGGUGUGGCACUAAAUCAAAGGGUAGUCGCCCAGCGGCCGCCAAUCAGCAUCCCCGACGAUAAGGAAAUAAGUACUAUUACACCACCGACUUUUCCGAACCUUCCGAACAUCCAAAAUGCGAAUAAUGGGGUGUGGUCAUGGCUCUCUAGAAGAAAUGUGAGUUCUCCUUCUCCAUUAAACACGCCACCAACUUUACCAGCAGAAAAUCAUUAUACACAUAUGGAAGAUGGAUACAAUAGCGUAGGUGAAGGUCUUUACGCGGAGCUUGAUAGAGAAAGCGAAUCUGAAGACAAUGAUCGUGAUAGCAACAGUCCAGCCUACCAGAACUCUGCUUAUACGGAUCCCGAUGCUCCCAUUUCCAGCGCCCCAAGCAGUGCCUACUACUCGGACCUCUCCACGACUACAGUGCCAGAACGAGCCUACGAAAUAGUUGGCUUAGUAACCAUGCCACCAUGGGACCCCAGUCCCGGUUCUUGCGAACUCAGAAGACCAGUGCAAAGGCUAGCUGCUAUUAGUGAAAGUAGUAACAGUGUACCAUCGGACUAUGUUUGACAAGUACUAAAAUUACGUUUAGAAAAAUUCAGUACAAAGUAUGUGACAGAUGUUGAAUGUUAUUAUAAAUAUAUUAUUUUAAACAAUGUAGGGCGCAACUAGUAACUGUGAUGACAGAAAAUGUUUAUCUUUGUACAAAGUAAGUAAACCAGAUAUAUUUUUGUAACUCUUUAAUUAGAUUUAUUUUAUUUUUACUGUGUGAUAAAAUCGGAAAUGUUUAAAGUAUAAAAUCAAAUUUAAUAGACGGGAAAAAUAUUCGAAGAUAUUAUGAAAUUACCUUAUUUUAAAAUGAUUGUUUCAGUUUGUAUAUAAAUGUUUGAGAUAAAACUAAAGCUUAAAACUAAGAUUGUUAUAUUAAUUUCAAACCUUGUAUUUUUUCAGUUAAUUCUAAAGAUCAUUUUUAUAUACAGGGUGGGCCAAUGAAAACAGUCCAUCUCAAUAAUUGGCGGUAUUUAUUAGAUUUUAAGGAAAUGAGGAAACAUGUCGAAACAACCCCUUGUUUUUAAAUAGGGAAUAUACCAUGUGCGGUACAUCAUUAGGAAGGCAUUUACAUGGAGUAUUCAGACAUAAGUAUUCAGACAUAACGAUUGUCCACGAUUUUUUUUCUAUAUUUGCACCGUAUAUUGCAAAAAAAGUCAUAAUUAAUUUUAAGUGCAACACCUCUUAAAAAUGAAACGUAACGCCUAUGGUUUGCUAAUAUGUCAUUUUUUUCUGUCAUGGGCACCAUUUUAAACAUAUAAUUAAUUAAUUCGAUAGGUAUUAAAGAUGAAGUUUUCAAUUCUAAUAGCAACAUUAAUAAUAUUUAAAAAUAUUAAAAUAUUACUAAAAGAUUUUUAAAUUGAAAACUUAUUGUUCCAUUUCCUUGGUAACACCUCCAUGGCUUCUAAAAUUUGCAAGCCAGAUGGAUGCUGAAGCGAAGAAGACAAGAGGGAAUUCAAAAAACGUACAAUUCACGACCCCGUCUGUUCAGCUGGUAAAUUCCAACAGAAAAUGGACCUAGUUACUCAAAAAAGUAUCGACCAAUAUAAAAAUAAAAUAAAAAUUCCAUUUUUACUCAGUUGCAAUGCGAAGGCAAAACAAUCUUAUUUUUCACUUAGAAUAUUCUAAGCGAAAUUUUCCGUAGAAUAUUCCGUAUUCUAAGUGAAAAAUAAGAUUGUUUUGCCUUCGCAUUGCAACUGAAUAAAAAUGGAAUUUUUAUUUUAUUUUUCGAUAGGUAUUAAUUUAAGUAAAUUGCUUAACGUAUCAUAACUUCUAAUUUCUUUAAUUUUCGUUACAUUUCAAUAAUUCUUGCUUUUGCAGUAUUUGUUUUAAUUCAAAAUCCACAAGGAAAAGCAAAUGUUUUCCUAUAGUUGGCUGUAUACCAUCAAUCACAAAAAUUGGAAAAAGUCCUUUGUAAAAGGUAUAAAAUUUUAUUAAAAUCCCUUUAAAGAGCUACACAACAAAACGUUUUCGAUUUUUUAUAAAAAAUCAUCAUCAGUGUUAGAUAAACUAUCAGCGAUAACUACCCUGAGCCACCAAAGAAAAAUAUCCGGGUAAAAAAACUUUAAAUAUAACAUAGAUGCGUUAAAAGUGCAUACUUCAAUAAAAUGCCUUAUGAUGGUCACAUGGCAACUAGGAUAAUGCCCUAAGGUAAUGUAUGGAAAUUUCCCAACACGUGGGAUCCAAAUUGAGUUGUUUACAUUCCAAUGACUUAAUGGCAACUCAGCCCUUUAAAGGGAUUUUAAUAAAAUUUUAUACCUUUUACAAAGGAUUUUUUUCAAUUUUUGUUUUAACUUUUCACUUUUGAUGUGUAGAAAAAUGACAUAUUAGCAAACCAUAGUUGUUACGUUUCAUUUUUAAGUGUUGUACUUUAAAUUAAUUAAUUCUUUUUAGCAAAUACGGUGCAAAUAUCGAAAAAAAAAUCGUGGACAAUCGUUAUGUCUGAAUACUCAAUGUGCCGCACAUGGUGUAUUCUCUAUUUAAAAACAAGGGGUUGGAGAAGUGAAAGAGAGGGGAUUGACAAAUGACAGAUGUGUGUAUCGUAAAAAUGGGUAACCCUUGGAAUAAAAAUCGAUGUUUUCUCAUUCCCUUAAAAUCUAAUAAAUACUGCCAAAAAUAUCGGGGUGGACUGUUUUAAUUGGUACACCCUGUAUAUUUACGAUAUCACUUGCUUCAGAGCAUUACAUAAUUUUAUCACAUAUUGUAUAUUAUUCUAAGAGAUAUUUUAAACACUUUUGUGGUAUGCAGAUACUAAUUAUUUAAUAAAUAAAAAAAAAUUUACUUUCAAUUUAUUAAACUAUGUAAUGCUGUAAAUUCUCUAAAAAGUCUCCGAAAUAUUAUUUAAAAACCUUUAUGGAAAGAACACAUAACUUUUUAGUAAUAAAUUCUUCAUUGUCGACGUUUCAACUUCGUAAUUGGUCGUUGUCAAAAUGACAUUUUAAAAUAAACUAUUUUAGUAGCAAACCAAAAGAGUUAAUUUUAAAAUGCUGGAAAAAACAAAUAUUUCCAUCUUUUGACUUAAUCUUUCCUGUUGUAUUAUCAGUGUAUUUUAGCCGCACGUCUGAGUCUACUUUAUUCACUCACAGUUUCUUUUAAAGGUAGUUUAUUUCUGUCGUCGUAAUCAUGUUAACAGAUAAAUAUCUCUAGUUAAUAAUUGUUUCAUUAUAAAUCAUCUAACGAAGAAAAAAUUAUCAGCCAUUUUGAUUGUUUUCACCUAUUUUACAAAAAAUUUUCUUUCUUCCCUUCCUAAUACCUUUUCAGGUGUUGGAUUUGGAUUUAGUUUAGCUACAUAUUCAUCCAUGUCCCCCAAUCUUUUCUAUCUUGUGCUAUUAUUUUCAUUUGUUCAAGCGUUUUCUGUUUAAUCUUUCUCGCAUCAACUAUUUGAUGUUUCCAUUUUUCUGUUUCUGUUUUGUGAUAUUUCUUGUUUUGUGAAUUUUUCUCGUUAGUCUACUGAGUUUCAUUCUCAUCGGAUGUCCAUACCAGUUCCAUUGUCUCGUUAUUAUUUUGUUCAUUAUUGAUUAAUGUUUGGUUAUCCCUCUUAUUGCCUCAUUUCUUAUUCUAUCCUAUUUGGUCUUUCCAGCUGUAGCUAGUAGAUGUCUCAUCUCCAUUGCGUUUAUCCUACUAUAUAUUAUGCUUUUUAUACAGUGUGUCCCGAAAAGAAUGGUCAUAAAUUAUACCACACAUUCUGAGAUCAAAAAUAGUUCGACUGAACCUAACUUACUUAGUACAAAUAUGCUCAUAAAAAAAGUUACAGCCCUUUGAAGUUACAAAAUGAAAAUCGAUUUUUUUCAAUAUACCGAAAACUAUUAGAGAUUUUUUAUUGAAAAUGGACAUGUAUCAUUCUUAUCAUAGGAACAUCUUAAAACAAAAUUAUAGUGAAAUUUGUGCAUCCCAUAAAAAUUUUAUGGGGGUUUUGUUCUCUUAAACCCCCCCAAACUUUUGUGUACGUUCAAAUUAAUUCAUUAUUGUGGUACCAUUAGUUAAACACAACGUUUCUAAAACUUUUUUGCCUCUUAGUAUUUUUUCGAUAAGCCAGUUUUUAUCGAGAUGCGGCUUCUCUUUUAAUAUAUUGACAUAAAAAUUUUAUGGGGGUUUUGUUCCUUUAAACCCCCCAAAUGAUUGUGUACGUUCCAAUUAAACUAUUAUUGUGGUACUAUUGGUUAAACACAAUGUUUUUAAAACUUUUUUGCCUCUUAGUCUUUUUUUGAUAAGUCACCUUUUAUCGAGAUGUGGCUUCUUUUUCAAAAUAUACCUAAAAAUGUAAAUUACAAAUAAAUUUUCAGAUUAUUAACAGGUCUCUAUAAUCUUACUUAACCAUAUACAAAUAUGUGGUGGAUUCGACAAAUAUUCAAAAUAUCUCGAUAAACACUGGCUUAUAGAAAAAGUACUAAGAGGUAAAAAAGUUUUAAAAACAUUGUGUUUAACUAAUGGUGCCACAAUAAUAAUUUAAUUGGAACGUACACAAAAGUUUGGGGGGGUUUAAGGGAACAUAACCCUCAUAAAAUUUUUAUGCGGUGCACAAAUUUCACUUUAAUUUUUUUUUAAGAUGUUGCUGCCAUUAGAAUGUCGCAUGUCCAUUUUCAAUAAAAAAUCUCUAAGAGUUUUCGAUAUAUGAAAAAAAAUCGAUUUUCAUUUUGUAACUUCAAAGGGCUGUAACUUUUUUUGUGUGCAUUAUUGUAUAUAGGUAAGUGAGGUUCAAUCAAUUUAUUUUUGACCCCAGAAUCUGUGGUAUAAUUUAUGAUCAAUCUUUUCGGGACACCCUGUAUAUAUUAUAUUGCUUUCCUCUUUGUUACUUCGAGGUAUAUUUUUCCAUCAUUGGUAAUUAUACUUUCAAGAUAAUCAUAUGCGGCAGGUAACUAUUUCCAGUUGUGUAUUUUUGCUUUGCAUUUUAUAUUUAUUUCAUUUUCUUCCUUUUCGCCGAUGUCCAUUAUUUUACUUUUCUCGAUGUUUAUUUCCAUUUUCAAUUUCUCUAUUUCAUCUGUCCAUAUGUUAUAAGUGUUUGCAUUUUUGUCACGGAGUCUGCUAUAAGGACUAUGUCAACCGCAUACAAAAAGGCUUCUAUUUUUACUGGCUAUAAUAUUAUUGUCCGUAUUUGGUUGGUUCUUUCUCCAGUAGUUCUAGUCAACUCGUUCAUGAUUAUUAUAAAUAGUAGCGGGCUAAGACUGUCUCCUUAUUUGAUACCUCUUUUCCAAUUGAAUUCGUCAGAUCUUUCUCCUGCUAUCUGUUCACGUCCUUUUACUACUCUGUAUAUACUUUUAAUUAUUUUUAUCAGUAUAAUUCUUAGGUACAUUUAUGUUCUGCAAGCAUUGCCAUAUAAUUUUUCUUUCUAUAGAGUCGAAUGCUGCUCUUAGAUCUAUGAAUGCCAGAUGGAGCUUUCUCCCCGAGUCGAUACUUCUUUCUAUUGUAUUUCUAAUUAUGUAAAUGUUAUCGUUUGUCUGUCUUUCUGGUCUAAACGCUGCUUGUUCUUCUCCCAGCUCUUAGCUCUUUUUCUACCUCUUGUCUUGGCAUCUUCUCUACUAUUUUCGUGUAUAUUUUAAAACAUACCGACGAUACAUAUUGCUCUAUAAUUUUCUCAGUUGGCGUGUUCUCCCUUUUUGUAUAUUGGCACUAUAAGGUUACUUUGCCAAUAUUUUAGGAUUUGUUGCUUUUCCCAUGCCUCUUUGUAUAUUUUCCAUAACAAGUUUAUCCCUUCUUCUCCCAUGUACUUCACCAUUUCCGGGUAUAUGUCAUCAUCCCCUCAUUGUACAAAAUUAAAAUGUGAAAACCUUUAAUUAUCAUGUACCUACGUAUGUCCAUCCGUAAACAUAACUCCUCCGUUAUGAGAACAGAUACCUAUAAUGACAAAUGAAGUGAUUGAUGGUCUAGAGCAGGGGUCACCAAUUAGCGGACCGCGGUCCGCAUCCGGACCGUGAGCUAGUUUUGUGUGGACCGUCAAUAAAUUCAGAAUAUACCUAGUGUUUGGCAAUUUUGAAAAUGUUUGGCCAUGAAAUUUUGUACCUACUAUGUUUGGCUCAACUUAUGUGUGCGAAGCCGCUUUAUCAAGAAUGAACUUUAUUAAAAAUCGGUAAAUAUCUCACUUAACAGAUGAAUAUCUCAACUCCCUAAUGAGACUCAGUUGUGCUAAACUCACUUCAAACUUCAGACAGGUGGUAUAUAAAAAAAUUUCAUUGUUCUCUCUGAUAAUUUAAUUUUUUAAAGAGUUUUCCCCCUUAUUGUUAUACUUACUAAUCAUUAAUUUUGAAAUUAAGUAAGCUGUAAUAUAAAAUUGUCAUGUGCAUUUUUUUUAUAUUCAUUUCCUCUUUACUAUAUUAUGUUAAGUAGUAGUACUUUUCAGAUGUGUAUUUAAUUAAAAUAAUUUUCAGAUUUAAUAAGUUUGCAACAAACACCUUGCAUUGAAACUAAUGUAGAAAAGAUAACAUGUUAAUUAGCAUUUAGUACUAUGAUUAUUUAUUUUAAAUUCCUCAGUUUCCUUUCUACAACAUUGAAGAUGUCUAAAAACUUCAUUAGCAUUCAAAAUAUAAAUUCCUAUUUUUAAAAUAUUCUCAGUAACAAUUUACAAUACCAUGAUUUUAUGUUUUUAAAAACCCAUACCAUGUUGUGCCAAAAAAACUAUGUUCCCGAUUUGCUAAUUUCAAUAGAGCCAUUAUCGUUCUGUUAGGGCAUUAAGUUAAUCAUAAUGAUGUUUAUUGUCACAUUUGCUUAUGAUAGCCAGUUUAUUUGUUGUUGUUUAUUUGGGUUUAGAUGACCGAAGACACUAAAUCCAUUCGCCAAUUUUACUAUUUUUUAUUUUAUUAUAUUCAAAAUAUACUGAUAAUUACAUCAAAACAAUACACAAUGAAUUUAUAUUUUAUUUAUUGUACCAGGAAAACUUACAGAAAAGUAUACAGUAACCAAUUAACAAUCAGAUAUUAUUAGCUUUCCUUUCUAUAUUAGUCCAUGUAUGAGGCCACUUUCGUCUGAAAAAUGUUUCUGACUCGAUUUCUUUGCGGAUUCCUGUUCAAAAAUCACCCCUUCAAACAAAUCAGAAGGGUGCCGGUUGAAUCAAUUUUUUAAGCAAAUUCAAAAUUACUUUUUUGCCUCGAAAAAUGUAUUUUUAGGUUUCUUGGGUAAUUAUAAACAAUAAAGGAAUCUUGUAAUAUUUUUGAAAAGCUGAUAGUUUUCGAGUUAUAAGCGAUUUAAAAUCUGAAAAAUGCGAAAACAUUCAUUUGCGAUGCUUAAAAAAGUUUUAAUAAAAUGACAAUCUUUUUUAUUUAAGAUGACCCAAAAAUGCUAAAAACAUAUUUUCGCGGGUAAAAAAGGUGAUGUUUUGAAUUUGUUAAAAAAUAUAUUAAACAAUUUCUGCCCAAAAAACUUCCGCCGGCACCCUUCUGAUUUGUUUAUAGGGGAUAUUUUUUAACAAGAAUCCACAAAGAAACCGAAUCAGAACAGUCAGACACAGGCAGCAUAAAUCCGGACCCCGGAAGUGUCAUAGGUUUUCGAAACGGACCCCCAGGGAAACUAAUUGGUGACCCCUGGUCUAGAGAAAUUAGACAUGUACUUUCGGUUCCAGCUGGUUUAAGUUUCAUGUCAGCUAAUAUAUUUUUUUGUUUCAACAAUUUUUAUUUUUAAUUUUGGACCUUGUUCCAAAUAUUUCCAUAUUUUCCCUCCCUGUGUAUCCGCUACAGCUUUAGAUCACGUUAGGUGAAAACCUAGGACUUACGAAGUCUAAUAAUUUCUUGUUUUAGUUCAUACGCCAUACAACAAAUAUUAAAUACAAAGAUAAUACCUGAGAUUCUAUAAACAAUUAAAAAACGAAAAAUUAUCGUUCCUUAACUAUCAUAAUCUUCUUAUUGAUAAUUGUUGCCUUGGAAAACGAUGUUUUGUUAUUUUCAGCGGUAUGUGUUCCAUUCUUCUUCUUCUUCUUCUUCUUCUCGAUGUGUCUAUCCGUGACGAAUGUUGGUGAUCAUUAUUCCUUUACUUAUCAAAAUAAUUUAAAAAAUGUACAAUCGGAAUAAUAAAAUCAAGGAUUAUUUAAAUGCUUAUUAAAAUAACGACAAUUUGAGAAUACUCAAAUUUUAAUGAAAAUAACUAUCUCGAAAUUUGGAAUACAAUCUACGACGUUUUAUAUUUUUGUGCCAUGCACCUUAUAUUUAUGAGAAUAAAGGUUUCUGCAUACUCUUAUCGACAUCAUCUUGCCAAUGUAUGUGUACUUAUAAUUGUAGAAUUGAUUUAUAUAAGUAAAUGUCUCGAAAAUGAUUAUUGUAGAUAUUGUAUAAACGUUUAAUUUAUAAACAAUGUAUUUAACAUUCCACUAGCAUAUAAUUAUUGUUAUAUAUGUGCAAUUCAAAAUGUCAAUAAUUUCAUUCACUAAACCUAAAUGAUAUCUAUGAAUUUUUCGACUUCGGCAAAGUUACUUUAUUUUAAUGAAUAGCCUUUUGCAAUUCUUUAAUAUUCUUUUAUCUCUUGCUUCUAUCUUGUCGGAUAACCACUAAAUAUUAAGAGACUUGAUAUGGUUUUAAUAUUUUUCUGUGAUUCUCAACCUACGUAGUCAAUUGCAAAUUUGUAUUAGAAUCAAACAUCAGUUUUAGUAGACGGUUUGGAAUCACAGGCUCUUAAUAUUAAAAGAGGAAUACGGCAGGGAUGCCUCUUGUCGCUCCUACUUUUCAGCGUUUACUACGAAAGAAUUUUCAGAAAUGCACUUUCUGAAAAUCAAAAAGGUAUAAUUGUGAACGGUAAAGUCAUCACUAAUUUGCGGUAUUUGGACGGCACAGUACUCAAGAAGAUCUAUUUAGGGUGGCAGUGAAUAAAAUUAAGAUAGCUAUGAUGGUAACCAACAUUCUCAAAGGACAUGGUACAUGAAGAAGAAGAAGUUAAUUAAACGGAAAUAUCUUAAGUACCAAUAAAAUAGGAACCAAGUGAAAUACCGAAUAUAAAUUAUUUACCGAAGACUAUGGUAUUACAAAUAGCAUAGAGGAACAUUACAAAUUGUCAGAUAAUAUCAAAUAAACUACUAAGUAGGCUAAGAUGGAUUCAAAUUUAUCAAAAUAGAAAGGACUAAGCGAAAGAAGGGAAGCCAUCUAUAGAUGUUGCCAACUUUCGAGCAAAUAUGUAAUAUAGCAAGUAUGAUUUGUAACUGUGUUUUAAACUUAGUAUUUUUUGGCCUCAAUUGGAACGUUAUAAAAAUCGCAUAAAAUGAAAUAUUCCAUAGUUUUUUAAUUAAUAUUAUUUGGUGAAUUAAUGUACAAAAUGUAGAAGCUUAGGCUUUGCUGUAAAUACUUAGUUACGAGGCGAUUUAAAACUUUAACAUCCCCUCUGUGGCUCAGUGGUAAAAAGAGCCUACCUUUGGGUCCAAGGUUUAUGAGGAACCCAGCUGGGUAGGAAAUUUUUCUUUAUUAAAAAUUAAUAUAUAAAAAUAAUAAGGAACUUGCAUAAAAUUUUAAAUUCGAAAAAAAUGUUAUAAAUCACAACAGAACAUAAUUUAAAACAUGUAUCAAAGAUAAAAAAGUUUUUUUGGCUUUCGUUUGGCUCCUAACGACGAUAAAAAAUUCAAAUUAUACCAGCUAGCCCAAAACGCGUCGUGACGUCAUCCGGUUAUAUGUUUACAUUCUGCACCAACAAAGUAAACAAAAUUGUAUAUAAUUUUAAAUUAGACAUUAUAAACGUCAGUAGAAAAUACAGUUAUGUGACGUCACAAGUGUUUUUGAUCGUUUGAACUAUUCAUAGAAAACUUGUAUUUUUUCAAAAACUGUAUCAAACUCCAAUCUCAACAAACUGGUAUAUUAUUACAAUGACAUACGAUAAAUGUCAUUAGAAUAUAAAUAUUUUCCCCUUAUUCCGCGACGAUGAGCUGGCCAAAUACCCAAGUAGGUGGAGACCAAUAAACUAAAGAAGGAGAAGAAGAAUAUACCUAAAUAUAACAAUAAUCAUAACUGUAUAAUAAAACUAUGUGACGUCACGGGUCGUUUGAACUAUUUUAUACUGCAGAAAACUUUAAAUUUGUAUUUCUAAGUUAUUACAAGUUUUUGAAGCGUGAAAUUUUGCAAAUUUCAUUUUUAAACAAAACUGAACAUUAUUAUGUAAUAAAAAAAUGUGCAAGUUCCCUAUUGUUAUCCUCGUGGGAUCGGUACUCACAGGAGAGACCGCCGACGUUCGAAUACAAUUAGCGUCUCUUUGUAAAGACAAUGAAGUAGACUUUACUAAGUAACAAGACAUUUACUCAACACACAUUACACUAUGAGUGCGAAAUCAGCUGUACCAUGCCAAUGGCCUUAGUUGUUGGGUAUUAAGCUAAAGGUGUACCACUUGCCGACACGAUAUACAUAUGUAGUUUGAAAAUGUAAUAUUAUUUAUGUUUAGUGAAAAUUAAUAUUAGUUUCUGUAAAUUUUAAUAUUGAAAACUGCAAUAUUCACAUAAUUUGUAAUAAAAAUAAUUCAAAAUAAACCUACAACCCUGUAUUUUUAGAACCGCCUAAGGUGGACAUUUUUUAUCCUAUUGUAAAUUUAAUAAUUUUAUGCAGAUGUUUAAAAUCCGUUUGUCUUUACAUUUUUUAAUUAUAUCAGUGAAGCAGCAGGAUUGUAGUAUGGUUUAAUCAAAUCUAAUAUUUUAAUAUAUGAAAAAUGUCAAUACUAUAACAAUAUUAUAGCUCGUCUAUGUAAUUACUAGACUUCUAGGUUUAUCGCAUAGUGUCUUCACUAUGCGAUAUGCUACCAUCAAUUUUUCUAAGGGUUUUCAUUUCUGCUAUUUCUAGCAUUGUCUCUGUUUCUCUGUGUCGGGUCUUAUUUCUGCUGCGUAUAUCGUUAUUAAUUUGAGGUCUGUUUUGUUAAUUCUAACUUCCAUUUCUUUCCCGAUAUUUGGUUCCUCAAUAUUGUUUUAUACUGGGAAAGGCCAGAUGGAAGAAGGUCUGUAGGACGGCUAGAAAAUGGUGGAAAGAUGCAGUCAAAGAUCUGGAGAAAAUGGAAGUGAGACAAUAAGAAUUAGUGGCACAGGAGCGGCAAACAUGGAAGGCAAUAGUAAACGCGGCAAAGACUCACAAAGAGUUGUAACGCCAUUGAUGAUGAUGAUGAAUAUUGUUUUAUUCAGGCAUCCUGGCGGCUCUGUUUGCUCUAUUUACUUGAUCUUCCACUUCUGUCUCGAGCUCCCGUAGAGUGCGCUACCCAGAUAUUUCAGUCCAGCGAAACAUACGUUGUAAAUCAUCUUCACUUUGAGAGAUUAGUAUUGCGUCGUAUCCGUAGCAGAUUUAUUUUAAGUUGUUUUCCUCCUAAAUUUUUUCGUUCUUUUUUUUAAAAAGGUAACUUAGUGUUCCAUACAAUUGCCUUCUUCUACUUGCAUGGUAAGAUUUUCUGAAUUCAUAAAAAUUAUAGGCGUUACUUUCUGAGCUUGAUAACUUUCAACUUGUAUCUCUCUUAAAGCAAAAAUUUGGUAGAUGACUCCCCUUCUCCUCCUAAAUUCAGAUUGUUGCCUUCUUAUUAUGUAUUCCUAUUUUGGUUAGUUUUUUUUGGUACACUUACAUACGUUACUUAUCUUUUAUUAUCCCCUUGUUCUUGUUUUAUCUCCUUUUUUGUCCAGGGGCAUAAUAAAGCUUCAUUCCAGUUUCUUGGCACGCGUUGUUGUGUCCAUAUCUCUUUUAUCAAACAGUGUAUAUUUUUUAUUAAUUGAUCAUUUCAUUAUUUCAGCCUUUCUGCAAUUACUUUUUCCUCACCUGUACUUUUGUUAGAUUUCGAGAUAAGUAAUAUUUUUACUCAAUAUCCCAAUGCUUAGUGUUUCUUCUGAUUUUGUUCUUUGUAUCCCUACUUUAAUAUGUCCAUUUCCUUGCUUAGAAGUUCUCUAAAAUAUUCUCUCCACGCCUCAUUGCCACUUUUUUCAUUCGCUAUAGGUUGUCCUUCUUUAUCUAUGACAAAUAGGUACCUAUUGUUUUGCUGUAUCCCCUUCUUUUCUCGUUAAUCUUUUGGUAGAAAUUUAUUAUUUCCUUUUUCCAUUUUCUGAAAUGUUCUUUUAUUUCAUCCAGUUGUUUUUCCUUCAUUUCCCUUUUUGUCUGUAUGGUUAUUUUCUCUAUUGAGUAUAUCUUUGUUUGUUUAUUUCUCCUUAAUUUGUAUAACCUCUAAACGUAACUUAUUUCUUAUAAUUCUUUUUCACAUUCCUCAUCGAACAAUUU
Messenger RNA from Diabrotica virgifera virgifera (western corn rootworm), 12798 nucleotides. RefSeq lists its product as uncharacterized. Lineage: Eukaryota; Metazoa; Arthropoda; Insecta; Coleoptera; Chrysomelidae. The record is from RefSeq and is a predicted model, not a curated record. Bases 230 to 1189 code for a protein of 319 amino acids. The transcript is spliced from 5 exons.